This is a messenger RNA of Condylostylus longicornis, 10633 nucleotides long. RefSeq lists its product as uncharacterized. Gene Ontology annotation, molecular function: protein binding. Bases 331 to 7242 code for a protein of 2303 amino acids. The transcript is spliced from 11 exons. NCBI's taxonomy places the organism in Eukaryota, Metazoa, Arthropoda, Insecta, Diptera, Dolichopodidae. The record is from RefSeq and is a predicted model, not a curated record.
UCGAAAAUUCAUAAUCACAAAAACAAAAUUAACAGCAACAAAAGAUCUAAAAAUGCGGCAAAAAAUAGAAAACCUCUGGAUGCGAUGAGACCUCAUAGAGCGUAAAUAAAAAAAGGAAAAGCAAAAACCUCAUUAUUUAAAUUGUAAAAUGAUUAGAAGGCAACUAAAAUCAUCAACAAACAUUUACAGCAACACCAACAACAACAAACAUAAUGAUCGUACAUACAGAUAUAUUCAUAUACAUGGACAGUUAAUUUAUUCUACAUAAAUUUAUAAAGUUCAUUAAAAAUAAGUAAAACCUAUAUCAGAGCAAAACAAAAAGAUAUUAAAAUGUCACGGUUACCUGAAAACGAUAACAUUCGUAAUGAUAUUUACGAGAAUUUACCAUGUCAGGCAAUGUAUAAUCAAUCAGUUCAUAAAAUUAAACAACAAUCCAUAACCAUUACUCAAGCAAAUUUACAAACACAAAAUGCGGCAACAGUUCCAACACCAUUAUCAAUUGUUGCCAAUAAUGAUCUAAAUAGUUCGUUAUUGUUAAAUAAUAGUAAUAAUCAACAACAACCAAGUUUAAAUAAUUCUGCAUCUGCUAUUGUUGCUUCCUCCAACAACACUGUUGCUAUAAAUUCAAAUAACGCAAAGAAAAUAAAUUUAUCAAAGGAGUUAUUAUAUGCAACACCACUUCGUAAAUCAGAUCGUUUUAAAAGCAAUAAUGAUUCAACAUCACGUAGCAAUAAUAGUAAUAAUAGUAACAGUAAUAAUAGUAAUAUAAAUAAUAGUAUUAGUAAUAAUAGUAAUAAUCGUUUCAUUACUAAUAAUCAUAAUUAUCAGCAACAACAUCAUAAUCAGCAACAACAACAGUAUCAUAACCAACAGCAAUUAAAUCGUAUUAAUAAUGAUGAUAUAAAUAACAUUAAAAGACAAAAUAAUGAUAAAUUAACUAAUACUGAAUAUAAAUUGAUAAAUAAAGAAAAUAAUUCAUUUAUAACAAAAAAUAGUUGUACAACUAAUAAUAUUAGUAAUAGUAAUAACGGAAGAAUUUCACCAUCAUUAAUUGCAGCAGCUUCUGGUAAAACAAAUAACGAUAUUGCCACAAAUAGUUUUGAGGAACGUCGUAUUUUAAGUUUUCUUAAAGACACAACACAAUGUCAAAAAAAACUUGAUAUGAUAUCAAGUGGUAAAGAUUGCCCUAAUUCAAGUUUUUCAUGUUUAGCACGCGAAGAACAUUUCGCAAAUUUAGUACAACAAAAUUUUCAUCAAAUAGAUACAAAUGCAAUAACGACAGAUUCACAAAAAUUUAAUAGUAUCACAACACAAUCAAAGGAUAUAUCAACAACUGUAUUAUCAAUAGCUGAUGAAACAGCAAAACUUAUCGAUGAAUCUGUUAAAAAUUUUCAUUCUCAAUCACAAAAACAACAAAAUAUUUUACAAACAGAUCACCUUAAUUCAUUUGGUGUAACACAAGAUUCAACAGAUAAUAUAGAAAUACUAAUGGAUAAAAAAUUAUCACCAGAUAAAGAAGUAAAUGGUUUUAUUGUGUCAUCAACACCAUCUACAGCAAGUAACAAUGCAACGAUAGUAGUUGCUGCAUCAGCUAAUCCAUUACCCAUACGUCAUUCCAGUAAUGUUUACAUUAACCGUGAAUGGGUACUAAAAAAAAUUGCUUUGUGUUUAGAACAAAGAACAACUGGUAAAAAAUCUAAUACAUCAGCAAAAUUAGAAUUGUCUGUAAAAGAAUCUUCUGUAUCUGCAAGCUCAUUCUUACCAAGGCCGCCAACUGGUAAUUCAAGUGGCAUAAGCUCAGCUGGUAUUGGUGGUUCAACGUCAACUUAUCAUGGUUGUUUAGUAUUAGGGUCUAAUGGAUCUGGUAAAACUGCUAUAUGUCAAGCAAUAAUGAAUGGUAAUUCUGGUACAAAAGGAAUAUUAAAUCGUAAAUUGCUUGCAUGUUAUUUAAUCAAUUCACAAAAUCCAGAUUGCCAUAGUUUAAGCCUAUUCAUUAGAAGUAUUGUAUUACAAAUUUUAAGUCACUCCAGUGUGAUCUCAAAAGAUGAUAUCGGAAAAGUAUUUGAUGAAACAUUUGGCCAAACAGGAGAAAAUAUUAGUAAUAGUUUUAACGAAGAUUUAAAUAUACAAACUCAACAUGCACAAACUAAAAAUAAAAAUGGAAAUGAUAAUAAUUUGAAUCGUUCUCAACAGAAUAAUAGCAAUUUAGAAGAAGAGCUUUUAAUAGCUGAACUUAAAUUAAGUGGUGAACUAGAUGAAUUUGCUGCUACAAAACCCUCGAGCGAAAAAAAUAAAGAAAGUAAAGAUGAUGUUAAUUCUAGGAAAGUUGUUCAAAGACAAAAAUCAGCACCAUCACCAGAAAAAAUCAGUGUUGAUGGGGAAGAAUGUGAAAAUGCGGAAUGUGUAACUAAAAAUAGUUAUGGGACACAUCCACCCAAGGCCAAUAAAAUAAAUAAAGGAGAAAAAAUUAAGGAAUCUGACCGUGAGAAACAAAUUCAAGAUCAAGAUAAGAGUGUGUCUAAUUUGAAAGAAUUUGGUAAAGCAGAAGAUGGUAAAGGCUCAAACAAAUCAAGUCCUAAUAAAAAAUCAAAAAUUCCUAUUUCAAUAUCAGGGCGGUCAAAUAGCAGUAUUACAAUGACAUCUGUUAAUAGUAAUGGUCAAGCAAAUCCCACUAAAUCCGCUAAUAAUACAACAAUUCAGCAAGGCGGAGGAGAAGAUAUAGCAGAUGUUUUAGGGGAUGAAUUAAAAAAUGAAAUUGAAGCAGAAAUAAAUGAUGACAGCGCAGCUGAAGCUAAUAAAGAUCUUAGUAAAACAGCUGAAUCACCUACAGAAUCUGCAAGUAAAGACAUUAUAGAAACAGAAAAACUACAUCAAAUCAAUAAUGAUGAUUAUAGUACUGAAUUAGAAAAAAAUUCAGAGACUAAUUCUCAAACUGAAUCAGAAAGGUAUCAACCAAAAGAGAGUCCAAAAGAAUCCUUAGCUCCACUUGCUUCACUUUUGUGUUCUGGGGGAGCUCAAAUAAAAUCCGCAACUGGUACAAUAAUACCACCACCACUACCAAAACCUAAAAGUUGUCGUACUGUUAUUGCAGAUAGCUACUAUGAAAUGUUAAUUAGUAAUCCCGAAAUUUUUGAGUGUCUAAAUGUUGACAACAUUGAAAAAAAUCCCGAUGAAUGUUUUAAAAAAGCUUUGCUGUUUCCAUUAUUGGAACUGACUCCGCCGCGUACAGCUUUGCUAAUGCUAAUCGAUUCAAUUGAUGAGAACUACAUUAAUGAGGGAAAUUUAAUAUCGACUCUCAAAGGUCGUACUAUGACACAAAAAUCAAGAAACAUUGCUGAAUUGUUGUCGAAUCAUAUACAUUUGUUUCCAAAGUGGCUUUUCUUAGUUUGUACAACUAAAAAACAAACAAAGCAUAUAACAAAAAUGUUUACAGGUUUUAAAAAAAUUACGUUGGACGAUCUACGAAAAUCGCACGUCGUAAAAGAUGUUCAAGAAUACAUUAUUAAUCGCUUGAAUUCGGAUUUCAAAGGAACUAUAAAUUUGACUAAGGAAAUCAUCGAAAGUUUACAUCAGUUGUAUAUAAAAUCAAAUGGAUGCAUUCUUUAUUUAGAAAAAGUACUUAAUGGGAUCAAAGAUAAUUUUUUUUCAUUUCGAGAAAUUAAAUUAAUACCAUGUACUUUGAAUGGAUUAUAUCUGUAUAUAUGUCAAAAAUCAUUUAACAAGAAACAAUAUUCAAAGGUUCGGCCAAUAUUAAAUAUUUUACUGGCUUCUACUGGAUUCGUUGACCGCUUAUUCUUGUUUAAUUGUUUACGGGCUCAAAAUUAUACAAUCGAUUUUGGCGAAUUUGAAAAGCGUUUAGAAUUAAUGAAAAACAUUUUAAUACACGAUGGUCUGAAAAAUUCAAAAAUAAAAUUAUUUCAUAACUCUUUUGCUGAUUGGUUAGUUGAUGUAAAGUUUGCUACAAAAAAAUUUAUUUGCAAUGUUAAUGAAGGCCAUGUUCUUAUUUCGAUGUAUUAUAUGUUAGUAAGUGACAUUUUAUGCGCAAAUAGCGUUCGAAGAUUUUGUUAUCAUCUUAUAAAGUCUGGAGAUUAUCUAACAAGUAAAAAUAUUAAUAUGGAUCUAAUAUUAAUGCUUUUGGAAUCUCGAAUUAAUUUAAGUGAUUGCUUUUAUACCAACGCAUUGAAUUGCUGCUCUAUCUGUGAAAACGAAUACCGCAAUGACCCGAAUUUUUUGCCAAAAACAAAAGAAAUGAUAAGAAAAUUUUUAAAUAAUGAAUUAAAUAACGAUUUUUCUGUAUUUUUGUGUGAUUUCUUUAAACCAAGUUUACCCACAGACCCCAAAACCUUGAAAUUAUUAAUUGAAACAGGAAUAAAUAAUGCAGAAUCUCAGGCUUCUUGCGAUUCGUCUCUAAUUUCACCGGAACUAUCCGAAAAAUCAACGAAUAUCGACUUUGAACUUGCUGAUUUAUUACUUUCUAGCGAAAAGGCUUGUUUAGAGGAAAUCCAAAGACCAAAAAGUUCUUCUGAUAAAUCAGAUCAACGUAAUGCUGAGAGUCAGGAUGAUAACACAAGCACAUUACAUCAAUUGUCUGAUUCACACCGCAUUGAAAUGCAUAAGGGCAAGGCACUAAUUCACAUAUUAGCUAAUGACGGUAAUGCCCAUUUACUAGAAAGAGCGUUAAAGGCAUGUAAAGGACCUAUUGAUUUAGAAAUUGAAGAUUACAACGGGCAAACUGCUUUAAAUAUUGCUGCCAGAAAUGGUCAUUUAGACGUCGUAAAACUAUUGCUACAUUUUACUCAACCUCUAAACGAUGGAACUGGUCGUAUGAAACGAGUUGAUGUUAAUCAUGCUGAUCGUGAUGGUUGGACACCUCUACGUUCCGCGUCUUGGGGUGGUCAUACUGAAGUUGUUAAAUUAUUAAUAGCUCAUCCAGGGUGUUCAAUUGAUUUGGCUGAUAAAGAAGGUAGAACUGCUUUACGAGCUGCCGCCUGGUCUGGCCAUGAAGAUAUUUUGAAAAUACUAAUAGAAGCUGGGGCUGAUGUCAACUCAGUCGAUCGACAAGGAAGAACUUCUUUAAUUGCCGCCUCUUACAUGGGACAUUAUGACAUUGUUGAAAUUCUCUUAGAAAGUGGAGCAAAUGUUAAUCAUUUAGAUUUAGAUGGUCGAAGUGCGUUAUGUGUUGCAGCCUUAUGCGGGUCAUCGGGAUAUAGUAAAGUUAUUUCAACACUUUUAGAACAUGGUGCACACACCGAUCAAUUAGACAAUGAUGGAAUGUCUCCUUUACUGGUUAGUUCUUUCGAAGGAAACUCAGAAGUAUGUGAAUUGUUGUUAGAAAACGGCGCGGACCCUGAUUUAGCUGAUUUUAUGGGCCGAACACCUUUAUGGGCUGCUUGUACAGCUGGGCAUGCUAAUGUUGUAAAGCUUUUAUUAUUUUGGGGAUGUGGUAUUGAUUGCAUGGAUGCUGAAGGACGAACUGUUUUAAGUAUAGCGGCUGCUCAAGGUAAUGUUGAAACAGUACGUCAGCUUUUAGAUCGCGGUUUAGAUGAGACUCAUCGUGAUAAUGCGGGUUGGACUCCAUUGCACUAUGCUGCUUUUGAAGGGUUUCACGAAGUAUGCGUACAAAUAUUGGAAUCUGGUGCCAAAAUUGACGAAUGCGAUAACGAAGGUAAAACUGCCUUACAUUUAGCUGCACAGGAAGGAAGGCAGAAAUGUAUUCAAGCGCUGCUAGAAAUUCAUGAUACAUUUAUGGAUCAGAAAGCCCAUGAUGGAAAAACCGCUUUUCGCUUAGCGUGUCUAGAAGGGCAUGUUGACUGUAUACAAACUCUUUUGAAAUUUGGCUGUGAUGUUAAUUCAAAAGAUGCAGACUCAAGAACUACCUUAUAUAUUUUGGCUUUAGAAAAUAAAUUAGAUGUGGUCAAGUAUCUACUGGAUGUAACAGAAGUUGAUGUUAAUAUACCAGAUAGUGAAGGUCGAACCGCCUUGCAUGUUGCUGCUUGGCAAGGGCACGCCGAAAUGGUUAAACUUCUUAUAACGUUAGGUAAUGCAAAUGUGAACGCUAUGGAUUUAGAAUGUCGUACACCUUUACAUUCUUGUGCUUGGCAAGGGAAUCACGAUGUCAUGACUAUUCUAUUAUACUUUGGGGCCAUUCCCGAUCACGCUUGCAAGCAAGGAGCUACAGCACUAGGCAUAUCGGCGCAAGAGGGUCAUGAUAAAUGUGUUGCUAUUCUUCUGAAGUACGGAGCUAAUCCAUAUAAAUCAGAUCAUUGCGGUAGAACACCAAUUAAGCUCGCAGCGAAAUCAAAUAGAAAUAAUAUUUUAAAGAUUUUUGAAACUUUCGCUAAAAAUGAAACAAAUAUUGAACAUCAAAAAAUUCAUCCAAAUAUGUUAAGAUCGCCGGAUCAACCGCAAGCGCCACCAUUUCUGACAAAUCAAAUGGCGCAUAUGCUCCCAAAUAAUAACAAUGCUCCACCAACAAAUGUUUUGAACGCAUCUAACUCUACGCAUAGCAGUAAUUUUUAUGAAAAUACAAUGCAAUCAGAUAAUAGCAGUUUACAAAAACGUAAAAGUGUAAUAUCUAGUCAAUCAACUGGUAGCAGUAAUGAUGCUCCCCUGUCAUUUACGCAACAACUUCAACGACACACAAAAAUGAAUUCCAGGAAUAAUCCAUUUAUCCAAAAUACCCCCAUUGUCAAUACCAAAUAUCCUAAAGGACAACAGCGGCAUUCACAAAUGCUUGCAGAUUUAAAUGAGUAUCAAAUGAAUAUAGCGCCAAAUGUGCAAUCAAAUGAUGCUGAUAUGUUUGAUAUGGAGUGUAUGUCGCCAUUAUAUGCAACACCACCGCAUUCUCCAAGUAGUGAUUUAAGUUCUCCAGGACAAUUGCCACAAAAUCAUGUAUUUGAAGAAAUUGGCGGAAAUCAUAUUGGGUUAGGUAAUGGAUUAGCUGCAACACAUAACAUCGGCUCAUCGCAGAAAAAUGCAUCUUCAACUGACAAUCAUUUUGCCAGGGACACUCAUAUGAGAAUUAUAUUGGGAAAUUGCAAAGACUCAAAUAAUUCAGCUAAUAAAUCCAAAAGAAGUGGAAUAGCAACAAAUCCUGCUAUGCGUCUUAUACGAAGCCGUUUUGAUUCUGCAGCAAAUUUAAUUAGAAGAACAAACAAUAUGCUUUCAAGUAAUAAUCAAGGCUCGUCAAGUAUUGGUGUUAAAUCUGGAACAUUUCAGUGGCGAAAAGAAAGUCAAAUGUAAAAAAAACAUAUUUAUGGGAAAUAUAAUAAGUAAAUCUAUAAGAAAUAAUAAUUUAUUUUUUAGUUUGAUAUAAUAUUAUAAUAGUGUUAUGACCAAAAAAAAGUUAAAUCUCGAAUAAAAGCUCUUUAUUCAUUAUAUAUUUAUAUAUGUAUAUAUAUAAAUGUAUAUCACAUAUAUAUAUAUACAUAUAUAUUCAUGACUAAUAACUAACAUAUUAAUUUAAUUAUUUUAAAUUAUUUAAAAUAAUCUUGAAAAAAUAUUUAAUUCGUAGAACAAUAAAAAUGUAACGAAAUCGACAACAUUAUGUAAUGUACUGAAUAUAUGAAAAAAAAAAACAAAGAAAAUUAAACAGAAAAAUUUAAAAAAAAUAUAUAGCACUAUAUUAUACCUAAUAUUGUAAUAAUAUUUAUACUUUUUGAACUCAAUAAUUUAUUUAACUAAACGUAUUAGUAUUAAAAGGCCUAUAGAACUUAAUUUUUUUAGGUUAAAUUUAUUUAAUAAGAAUAAAAGCUGUUUAAAUUAAAUUAGUUAAAAUAUUUAAGAAAAACAAAAUAAAAAAGCGAAAAGACCAAAAUCCAAUGGCUUUUCAUUAAAAAUUCAUUAAAAUUAUUUAUUUAUAUUUUCGUUUUUUGUUUUACGAUAAAUAUAAUAUUCUCAUUUUUUAAGUUAAGUUUGUGAUGUUAUAAAAACGAAAUAAUCUUGCGACAGGCCUAUAUUUAAUAAUAUAAUGUAUUCAAAAUAAUCAAAAGCAUAUUUGUGCAUAUACAUAUAUAUGUAUAAUUAGUUUAUGUGUAUAUAUAUAUAUAUAUAUAUAUAUGUAUUCAUAAAAUCCAAAAUAAGCAAAUUUAUAUUUUAUUAUUGCACUUAUGAAAAUAGAACAUAUUUAGAGAAGAAAGAAACAUAAGGAUCACGUUAAACCAAUAGUGUUAACAACUAUUAUAAAUAAACUAAAUAAGUUAACUAAAUACGUAAAAAAGCAGUUACUUAAUAAAUAAAAUUUAAAAGAAAAUAAGAAACCAAUAAAAAAUUUUAAAAUGAACACAUAUAGUAAAUAAAAUAUAAUUUAUAUUUUAACUUAUAUUUAAAUAUAAAUUUAGCAAAUGAUAAAUAUUUAUUAGAUUGCUUUUGCCCUAUGGAAAUUAUUAACACAGUUUUUACAUCCUUGAAAAAUUUUUGUGAUUGUUUUCCAAUAAAAUGCAUGUUGAAUUGAAUUAAAGUUAUGAUCAAAUGUUUAAUUGUUUGUUCUUAUUUUUUAUAUGCAAGUCCUUACAAUUCUAAAAUUGUAACAAUUUGAAGAUUAAAGUAAUCAAUCACAUCCAUAUUUUCUACUAAGAAUAAAGAGUAACAGAAAGAAGCCUUAGCUAAAAAAAGUACAGCAUUUUUCUAAGCAUAUUGGAACAUCGAACAUUACUGUCAUAUUCAAACGAAUUCAAUGCAAACGAAUUUUAAUGUUUUUUGGGUAAAUAUACGUAAAAAAAGAAAUGUUUUAAAUGCUUAUUUCUCUAUAAACAACUUAGAAAUCGCAAUGUUUGAUUUUCACUGUUGUACCAAACGGGCAAUAUGUUCUUUUGACACUAAAUUUUUAAACUAAUAUUUGUUUUAUAAAAUAAGGGUAUCUAUUUUUUUCAUAAAAAUUAUGUUAAAUGUUUAUUCAUGUUACUCUUUAUUAUUAGGUUUUCAAUUAGAUUAAAGUUUUUGAAAAUUUCUGAAAUACAUACCAAAAAAAAAAUUUGCUACAAUUUUAAAUGACUCUAUAAAAAUUAGUAAUUAAAGUAUCUAUUUUCAAAUCCAACUCAAUCAUACUAAUAAUACAACAAUUUGGUUUUAAGUUAAAAUAUUAAGAACAUUUUCGAGUUGUGUAAUACAAAUAUAAUUUUUUUUGUAUUGAAAUAUCCCGUGACUUCAAUAAUGCUUUAAAAAAGAUUUAAAUACGGUAUUAAUACGGUUGUAGUACCAUUUCAGAGCUUUCAAUACCUUUACAUUGCAAAAAAAAACUACUAAAGGUUUUCGUACAUUUUGGAAUACAAUUUUAACCAUAUCAGUACAACUUUGACGUUUAUUUGAAAAUUUCAAUUAAAAGUUCUGUUCAAAUGUUAAUUUUUAUAAAACAUUUUAUGCAUUUUAAAAGAAAAAAAUUUAUAAUUAGAACUUCAUUUCUGAAAAUAUAUGCUAGUUUAUUUUAUCGGUUAUGUCUGGCAACAUUUAUGUUUUUCAUACCCGAUUUACUUUUAUUUUACGUCUCCACUACGUAUAAAACGCAUUUAGGAAAAGUGUACAAUGUCAAGAGCUUUUACUAAACUUUUUGGAACUUGAUACUUUGUAAAAUCGUGAGCGCAUUAUUGAAGUCACGAAUUAUUUUUUUCAAAACUUUUAAUCACUACCAAUAAUUUUAUUGCAUAAUGUCUAUUUAAUUGCACCAAGUUAUUCUUUAAAAUCUCAAAAAAAAAGGAUAAAUUUUUAUUAAAGAAAUAUAUAUGUAUAAACAUAUGUAUACACAUGUAGCUUGAAUAUAUGUAUGUAGUUAUUUAAUAGAUUUAGGAAAAAUAAAAAUACAUUUAUUAUUAAAAAGUAAAAUUUCUUGACAGAAAAUUUGAGAAGAAAUCAAAAAAAUUAAUAAACUUAUAAUGAGAAAAUGUAUUGGAUUGAAUUAAAUUAAAAAAAAAAGUUUUAAAAAAAAAUGUAAUGGCCUCAAAAAUUAAUUAAAUGCACAUACAUAAAUGUAUGUACGUAUAAGAGGAAUAAAAUAAAAGUAUUAAUAAUUCUGAUCUGAAUUUUAUUGCCACCGGAAAUAUUACCAAACACUUUUUAAAAUCUUUAAGCAUUAAAUCUUUUAUUUAAUUUUAAAAUCAAAACUAAACUCAUACAAAACUUAACUUUAAAAUUUAUUCUUUUGAAUAUGAUUCACUGUAGAUUGAAUUUUAUAAAACAAGAAUUAAGUUUUUUUUAAAUCUAGUAAACUUGUAAGGUAGUAACUAAGUUUACGAAACAAUUUAAUAAUUUAACAAAAUAUUUGUAAUAAAACAAGAACAAAGUGCACAAAAAAGUUGGAAAACCUUUUAAAUUUAGUUAGUUUAAAAAGUUAUGUAUAGGUAAAUAUGUACAUAUGCUUAUAACUUUUACUGCCGAUGUUAAUUCAAUUCUUACUGACUUUUUUAAGUUUAAAACUUAAAGUAAUUAAGUUAAUACGUUAAAUGGCUUCUUGUAGAAUAAACAUCAAUACUUCACAUCAAGAUCAUCUGCCAAUUUAAUAUGAAAAUUACUUUUGAUUGCAUAAAUUUAAAAUAUAAAAAAAAAAUAUUUUGCUAAUUAAAAAAAUUUAUUGCAGUAAUAAAAUACAAUUUUGAAUUUUGGUAAAAUAACAAUAACUUAUUUUAUAUGAAACUUUUUAUUU